Messenger RNA from Pieris macdunnoughi, 1125 nucleotides. The record is from the annotation of a GenBank genome assembly. NCBI's taxonomy places the organism in Eukaryota, Metazoa, Arthropoda, Insecta, Lepidoptera, Pieridae.
AUGACACUAAUACUAUAUAGUUACUUAUAUAUAGUAGCUCUAACUGUAUUUACUCAGCAUACAUUACAACACUUCAUACCUCCCCCCUCGCCGUGUCUAUUGGCAAAAUUCUGUAAUCACACUGGUAUUCCACUCUGUGGCAAACAAAAAGAAGAAAAGCGGAAAUUCAUAGACGAUUGUGACAUGUUCGAAUUUAAUUGUGAUUAUCAUAAAGAAUUCAAAAAAGUUGCUGACGAAGACUGUGAAAUAAUACCUAAAACCAGCCCAACGCCGACCACUAUUCCCAGUACAACAGAAAACACAACGCCGACCAGCAUUCCCAGUACAACAGAAAGUAUGUCUAGUUCAACAGAAAGCGCAACGCCGACCACUAUUCCCAGUACAACAGAAAGCACAAUGCCGACCAGCAUUUCCAGUACAACAGAAAUUAUGUCUAGUUCAACAGAAAGCACAACACCGACCAGCAUUUCCAGUACGACAGAAAGUAUGUCUAGUUCAACAGAAAGCACAACCCCGACCACUAUAUCCAGUACGACAGAAAGUAUGUCUAGUUCAACAGAAAGCACAACGCCGACCACUAUAUCCAGUACGACAGAAAGUAUGUCUAGUUCAACAGAAAGCACAACGCCGACCACUAUUUCCAGUACAACAGAAAGUACAACUUCUAGCAGCUAUGGAAGUACUACAGUUCAAGGCAAUACUGAAGCCAUAUCUGCCACUGCAAUUACAGAAAAUGCACAAGGUGAUAAGCAAGAGACGGAAAAUUAUACAUGUACAUCGGGUGUGACUACAUUAGCUACAGUAAAAUCUUCUGUAAUUACUUCAUCAAUACCAGCACCUAUUAACACUGAAACAUCAUCUGCCCAAGCAAAAACGAAUUCAACAACUAUGAUCACAUAUUCUACAUUUCCUGUUACAUGUAAUAUGUAUCCUAAAGACUGCGAGAGACCAGUAACAUGGGAAACAACAUCUAAAGGAGAGACUAGAGAUUUCUAUCAAAUACUCAGAGCUAAAUACGGAAAUCGCGUUAAACUUUUAAGAGCUACUACACACUGGCCAACCCCUGGUGUAGUUUACAGAUUUAAUGAGGAAAAUUUUCGAUUCGGUCGACAUAAUGAGAGUUAA